AUGUUGAGCUUCUUUUUUGUAACCUUUAUAUAUUCCGGACUAAAUAAUCAAAUCAAAUUGGCAAUGGAAUGCGAAAACUAUUUCGCCGAUGAAUUUAAACCCGACAAGUCUUUGCCCUGUUUCGACUGCAGUAUCUGCCUCGACUUCGCUAAAGAUCCGGUGGUCACUCUAUGCGGCCACCUCUAUUGCUGGCCGUGUAUCUACAAAUGGUUAUCUUUCCCCACCGAUUCCGGCGCUAAUCCGCCAUGCCCCGUCUGCAAAUCCGAAAUAUCCCACACCUCCGUCGUCCCUCUUUACGGCCGCGGUAAAACAUUUUCCGACAACGAACCUGGCGGCAAGACUACAAACACCACCGCCGUUAUCCCGCCUCGGCCACACGCCGCCCUCUUAUCCCCGCCCAGUUCCGGCCGUCAACCACCGUACGGAAGCUUCAGUGACGGCGUCGAUGGUUACAAUCCGAAUGUAUGGAUGUACGGAGAAAUGAUUUACUCUAGGGUGUUUGGGAACUCGCAAAGUUUGUAUACGUUUCCGAAUUCGUAUCAUCUGGCUGGGAGUAGUAGCCCUAGGUUACGAAGGCGAGAGUUGCAGUCCAGGGGCAUGUUGGGGAUGAGGUCGUUUGAUAGUUGGUUGCCCUGA
Molecule: messenger RNA, 636 nt
Organism: Lactuca virosa
Lineage: Eukaryota; Viridiplantae; Streptophyta; Magnoliopsida; Asterales; Asteraceae
Source: the annotation of a GenBank genome assembly